AUGGAUCUGUUUCAUCAUCAACACUUGAAUUCAUCCCAUGGAUUUCUUUCGGUUGUCCGACCCAAAGCCGAGAUUCCCGACUGGGCGCUCGACUACAAGUCGUCGUUUCCUUCUUCAGGCCACAUAUCAACCGUCAAUGACCACGAUGGUCGAAAUGGUUGUGAUGUGUCGGAUGCCGCCUUGAGCUACAUUGACCAGAUUCUCAUGGAAGAGGACACGGACGAUGGGUCCCACACUCUCCAGGGCUCGUUGGAUUUUCAGGCGACUGAGAGAUCCUUCUACGAGGUGCUCGAACAAAAAUACCCCCCUUCUCCGCAGCAAGAAUCGUCCAAGCUUUAUGCCAAUCAUCGCCAUAGUUCGACGAGCGGAUAUCUAAUUGAUGUUGUCCGCGAAAGCCGGUUCAAAUCUCCCACCGGUCCAUUUGACGGUCUCAUGGAUCACAAUGUUCCAUCCGACUCCUCCAUUAGCCCGUCGAGUGGCUUGUAUAGCGUUGUAAAGCAUAGACGAUCUUUUGGCAGGAGUGCAGUGGUUUGGGAUUUUAAAGAAGGGGUCGCGCGCGUGGCUAAUUCCAUCCCGAGGGAAGGAAAGAUGUUGCACAUUAUCAGAGUCACAAUUCAAAAUCCUUCGGAAGGUGAAAAUAAAGCGGUCAAAUCGGGAGAACAUCUAGCGAGAAUCACCAAGAAUCCCCAAGUUUUUACGGAGUCCAACAUCCCCAUAGAAGAUUUUGACAACCUCUUGCUCUCCACGCUCGACGACCGUGACUCGAAAGACAUGCACAACCCAAGAAGCGCGGUGAGGAAGGCCCGACUCGGUAAGUCUCACAAGGUUAAAAGAGAACAGAUCGACUGGUCGACCCUCUUGACGAAAUGCGCCCAAAUGGUGGAGUCUGGCGACCGUCGAGCCGCGGCUUCUCUCCUAACUAAAAUCAGACGACACUCGUCCUCCAACGGCGACUGGGCAGAGAGGCUGGCCCACUACUUUGCCGACGGGCUUGAGGCCCGCCUGGCGGGGACCGGUGGCCAGGUGUACAAAUCACUCGCGUGCAACAGGAUCUCUGCCCCCACCUGCCUCAAGGCUUACUACACGUCGAUCGCGUCUUUCACGUGCCGAAAAGUCACGAACCUCGUCUCGAACAAGCUCCUCGCGGCCCGGUCGGCGGGCUCGGCCCGUGUCCACGUCAUCGACUUCGGCAUCCUCCACGGCUUCCAGUGGCCGACUUUCAUCCGGCGCUUGGCCCUUCGUCCCGGCGGGCCCCCGAGGCUCCGGAUCACCGGCGUCGACUUUCCCAAACCGGGCCCCCGGCCCUCCGAGAUGAUGGAGGAGACCGGCCAGCGGCUGGCCCGCUACGCGCGGGCCUUUGGCGUCCCGUUUGAGUUUGCCGGCAUCGUCUCCCGGGAGUGGGAGUCGGUCGGCACGGCUGACUUCCAGGUUGAGCCCGGCGAAUUCUUGGCCGUGACGUGUUCUCACCGCGGGAAGAACCUUCCGGACAGGUCGAAAACGGCGGUUCUCAAGCUGAUACGGGGAAUCGGGCCCGACGUGUUCGUGCACGGCGUGGUGGACGCGUCGUACGGAGCCGAGAGUCCCAUGUUUCCCGCGCGUUUCCGGGAGGCUUUGUUUCACUUCUCGGCAAUAUUCGACAUGGUGGAAACGACGAGCAUGCCCGGUGGGAAGCCCGGGAGAAUGCUGUUCGAGGGGAUGUUUCGAAAGGAUAUAAUGAAUGUGGUGGCGUGCGAAGGGGCCGAUAGGGUCGAGUGGCCCGAAACUCGGAGGCAGUGGCACGGGCGGCAUGUUAAGGCGGGGUUUAGGCAGGUCUCGUUCGGGAGGGAGCUGACGGGCUCGGUCGUGAGGAAGGUGAAGAGUUCAGGUUCAUACCACCGGGAUUUCGUGGUGGAGGAGGAGGGCCAGUGGCUGUUGAUGAGUUGGAAAGGAACGGUCGUAUUUUCCCUGUCUUGUUGGGAGCCUGUUGUGGUCAAGAAGCUUUUGAUCACAACUUGA
Molecule: messenger RNA, 1995 nt
Organism: Striga hermonthica
Lineage: Eukaryota; Viridiplantae; Streptophyta; Magnoliopsida; Lamiales; Orobanchaceae
Source: the annotation of a GenBank genome assembly